UGUGGGACAGCUGUCAGCUGGCAUGCUGGGUGGGGCCUAUUUAGCCGGCUGGGGCACAAGCCUGGGGACACUGAACUGGUGUCCCUGCCCCGCGUCUUUCCCCCCGGGUCUCCCAGCCCCACGAUGAUGGCCGAAGAGAACACGGACCUGGAGGCCCAGAUCGUCAAGGACAUCCACUGCAAGGAGAUCGACCUGGUGAACCGAGACCCCAAGAACAUAAACGAGGACAUAGUGAAGGUGGACUUCGAGGACGUGAUCGCGGAGCCCGUGGGCACCUACAGCUUCGACGGCGUGUGGAAGGUGAGCUACACCACCUUCACCGUCUCCAAGUACUGGUGCUACCGCCUGCUGUCCACGCUGCUGGGCGUGCCGCUGGCCCUGCUCUGGGGCUUCCUGUUCGCCUGCAUCUCCUUCUGCCACAUCUGGGCGGUGGUGCCGUGUAUCAAGAGCUACCUGAUCGAGAUCCAGUGCAUCAGCCACAUCUACUCGCUCUGCAUCCGCACCUUCUGCAACCCGCUCUUCGCCGCCCUGGGCCAGAUGUGCAGCAGCAUCAAGGUGUUGCUGCGGAAGGAAGUGUAAAGCCAGGUGAAGCGAGGGGUGUGGCCGGGCAGGGGAGUUAGGCCAGGCUGGCCCCACGGAACUGCUCCCCGGGGACUGCUGGCGCGCUCUUGCUCUGUAAGGACUGCUAUUCCCCCCAGGAUGGGAGCACUGAGUCUAGAGAAACCAGAACAAAAAGAGAGCCCUACCCCAGAAGCACAGUGGCCUUCCACGCUGCCCCCGUCCCUCCAUGAUGCCCCCGUGACCGGGCACGUGGGAAGAUCCUUUGCUAAGAGGCAGCUACUGCAAGUCUUUGCGAUCACAUGUACUGUAACAGCACAAACCAGCACACUGUUCCCACCCAGGGUCGACCUGUCCACAUGCGCCACCCAGGAAGCCACCAGGGACUGUGGGCAUUGGGGGGUGGCUCCAAUAAAGGGUUCUGGCUGCAUUCGGA
Messenger RNA from Myotis myotis, 994 nucleotides. It is a transcript of the gene CAV3, whose product is annotated as caveolin 3. Gene Ontology annotation, cellular component: caveola. The coding region runs from base 124 to 579 and encodes 151 amino acids. Gene Ontology annotation, biological process: caveola assembly; regulation of membrane depolarization during cardiac muscle cell action potential. The record is from RefSeq and is a predicted model, not a curated record. NCBI's taxonomy places the organism in Eukaryota, Metazoa, Chordata, Mammalia, Chiroptera, Vespertilionidae. Gene Ontology annotation, molecular function: transmembrane transporter binding; connexin binding; molecular adaptor activity. The transcript has 2 exons.